Molecule: messenger RNA, 343 nt
Organism: Sphaeroforma arctica JP610
Lineage: Eukaryota; Ichthyosporea; Ichthyophonida
Exons: 2
Biological process (GO): protein import into nucleus; transcription-dependent tethering of RNA polymerase II gene DNA at nuclear periphery; RNA export from nucleus
Cellular component (GO): nuclear pore inner ring; nuclear pore
Molecular function (GO): structural constituent of nuclear pore
Source: RefSeq, a predicted model, not a curated record
AUGUGUGCAGAGGUGCAAGCAGGCAUAGCCAACGUCCUCAUCAAGAACGGCAGUGACUACAAGGCACUACAAGCAUCGCUGAGGUCACUCAGAUACGACAUGUUGGAUGUCACACAGCUGUACAAGAAGCAUGCAGAACCACUGCACAUGCAUGACACGUGUUUACGUCUGAUGCAAAUCGCCGACUACAAAGACAGUCAGAAAGUCAAUGAGCUGUGGCAGCGCAUUCUGCUGCAAGGUGUGGAGCCAUGCGACGUAUCGCCUACUUCUAUGGAGCGUAUUACCUACUUCUGUGGAGUAUAUCACCUACUUCUAUGGAGCGUAUUGCCUACUUCUGUGGAGU